CGGCCUGGAUUUGAGGCUAGUGAUGACUAAGAAGAAGCCUAGAAGUGAUCAUCCAAGUAGAGAAGAACUAGAGAAAGAAAUCCGAGAUGAAUAUGAAAAGAGACGUGAUGAGGAUAUCCAAAAAGCAGCUCUCAAUCAUCAGCUCAAAGACGAAUAUGAACAGAAAUUAAAUCAAAUUCGAGAUGAUCACAUAAAGGCUAUAUAUAGCCAAGAAGACUCAGAAACACAAAAAAAGAGGUAGCUCCUCUAUGCAAACAAGUAAGGACGUUGGAGUUAAAAUACCAAAAUGAAGACGAUCUUGUUGGGGAAAUAAUAAAGCACGGCCGGCUCACCAAGCACAUCCCCAGAACAAGGAAAGCAUGAAGAUGAAAUAGGCCAACCACAUCAGAUGAUAGCAGACAUUGAUCAGGAGAAAGAUCACCUCAAGACUGAGCUAGCAGUACAGCAACAACGUGUUCGUGAUAUCCAAGAACUUGAUCACCAGAAGGAGCAGUAUAUGGACAGCUUAUGACCGAACAGCACGUGUCUCGGAGCCUAUCACCAACUGAUGAGUCUGCAUGAAGAUACAGGUCAAUAUAUGGCUGGUGGCAAAAAGGUCAAGCCUCCUAAGAAGGAGAAGAAGGACAAACAGAAGGAUAAGCAGAAGGCUUUGGAUAAAAAUUGUGGUAAAAAGCAGUCGACUGACAUGCCUCCAAUCGGUGCACAUGCCGGGGAUGCUAGCAAAGCUUCAUUGUGGAGGACAGAGGAAGGACAGCACCCAGAGUGAAACCAGCUUCAGCAACCCAGAAAAACAACGCAAAGCAUCCACACACUGGAGGAAGGUUUUUAUCCGGUCCUCGGUUAACAGCCAACAAGAUGCCCAAGAUGUGUUAGCCGUGACUCAAUCUCAUUCCUCACCCCCACAAUUAGCAACAUAGUCCUCAUAUGGAAAUACUGGAGGUGGAGCAGCAGAAGUUGCCGAUUCGUGCUUCACCCCAGACAGUGAAGCAAAUAUCCACUCUCCGACUGGACCCUUGAGAAGCGAACUGAUGAGCCCCCCUUUCUUGAAUCAUCCUCCAAAUCCCCUGAACUACUAGCAGAUGCACUUGAUGAGACUCCUGUCAAAUCAAAGUACCCGGUGGAACGUACCAGCUCUCCCUUAUCAGAAGAGGAGGAGGAGAACGUCACUACAGGUGCUAGAUACUCCACUCAGACUAGUGAAAUUAGUGAAUCGCAUGAAAGAAUGGAACGUGCUGCACGAAGGGCAAGAGGGACCGAUGCUACUCCACUACUAAAGCAAAUCGCUGACAAUAACAAAUUAAAAGACCAGCUUAAAGUCCUUCGGAAAGAAUUCUCAGCCAAGAGGCAAGAACUUCAGGCUAAGAUGAACGAACGAGAUGAAAAUCAAAAGCUUUCGGAGAUAAAAUUCUAUGAACUCAACGAUACAUUGAAAAAAGUGACUGACGCUUAUCAGACUGAAAUGCAAACCAAAGAAGUAUCAAUGAUUGUGCUCAACAAUGGGAAAAGAAGAGAGAGGUUUUUGAAGAUGAGAAAAUAAAACUUGAAAAUGAGCAAAGAAACACUCAAGAAGCUAUGACGAGAGAAUUGGAGAAACAAGCAAAUAGGCAUAAAGAAGAGUUAAUUAAAGUUCAAAAUCAUUACAAAAAAAAAGUUGCUGUGAGCAACCAGAAACAGCUAACUGCUGAACGCGUGAACGAGCAAGAAAGUUGGAAUUGAAGUAUCAAACUGAGCUAAAGAAAGAACGCAAACAACGCGAUGGCUAUAUUGAAGAAACAAUAGAUCAAGGAUCUUCCCCUGAACAAACGAGACGUAAAGCGAAGGUUGCGGUGGAAAUUAACAACAGGAGAAUGAUUUCCUCAAGACACAGCUGACUGACCAACAACAAUGUGCUCGAUACCUCCAAUCUGAACUUGAACAUCAAAAAGAAGUUUAUGGACAGUUACAGAUACAAGUCUAGGCCAAACAGCAGUCAACUGGUCUACCAACCGUUGGAGAUGCAUUUCAAUACCAACAUGACUUUGAAAAAGAACGUGCUGCUCGAGCACAAGCUGUCGGUACAAAGGAUGCACUGUCUGAUCAAAUCAGAGACUGUAAGGCAGAAGCUGAAACAGAGAAACAAGAAAAACAAGCUGUGAUAGACAAACUUGCAGUAACUGUCACUGAAAAACAACAAAUAGCAAAUCAAAUGACACUAACUGUUGAUCGAACACUAGCUACAAAUCUCCAGGAAAUCAAGAGAAUUAGAGAAGAAAAAAUUCAAUUAAUGGCUCAGAUGGAGCACUUCAGAACAGAAUCGUAUAAGUUACAGCGACAACUGCAAACAGCUGAAGCAACCUAUGAACGUAGAGAAGCUGAGCUAGUACAAGAAGCCGAUGCACUAACGGAUGAAGCUGCUAAAACCCAAGACAAAGUUCAGAUGGCCGCUGCAAUGAAUAUUAGCUUAAAUGAACAACUCGAAAGUGUCACACAAGAUAGAGAUAGUAAACUGAAAAAUCUCGAAAUAUUGGCCAAUGAAAAGGUUUUUGUAGAUGAUCAAUGGACUCGUGAGAAAAACCAUGGUGCAUCAUUGGCACAAGAUCUUGCAGCCAAAGAACAAGAGUUGUCCCAUACAAAACAAAAUUAUGACCGAACAGCAACCGAACUACAAGAUGCUCACCAGAGGCUGGAGGUGUCCGUCGCUGACACAGAACGUCUUCACAAUGAGGUCAUGGUAACGAUGGCUCAAGUGAAGCAGCACAAGAAACAGGCGGACAGUUUCAAAGCCGAAGUAGAGGAGGCCAAUGCUAUACUACUGAAGACACAGCAGGAGCUUCAGCGUUGUCAAGAGCUCAUUAAAACCAUGGAAAUGGACUAUCAGGAUCAGAUUGAGCAAACAAAAGCAGAAGCAAUAAGUAACAAGCUUGCUAUUGAGGACAUGGAUGUAUACAGACAGAUGAUGGAAGAGAAAACACAUCAACUAGCAACACUGCAUCAAGAAUUAACCUCGUGGAAAGCUUCUAACUACCAGAAUAGGGAAAAGAUUGAUUAUCUAGAAAGAACUGCUAUUGAUAGGCAAAGUGUCGUAUCAGGACUAGCGAGUAACGUUAGAAGCCAAAAGCAACACAUCCAUCAAUUGGAGGUUGAGAUUGAGCACCAGAAAGAAACGAAUGGACGCUUGGAGGCUAGACUCGAGAGGCAGGAUGAACUUGCUCCCUACUGUGUCUCACAAGUCCUUUACCUUGGGCAGCAAGAGGGAUCUGGAUCGUAUGGGUCCAUCCACUCCACUCAACUGAAUGGAAUCAACUGCAUUGCUAAACGAGUUCACGACAUUUUUCUUGGUCAUGGAAAUGUAGAGCAGCUAAGUUUAGAAGACAAACGAGCUGCUUACCAAAAGUUUCGCCGUGAGUGUGUGCUGUUGAGUCGAAUGCGCCACCCCAACAUUGUCCAGUUCAUGGGUGUGUCCUACGGGCCACAGAGAGAUUACGGAAGAGAGCUCACACUAGUUAUGGAACAUUUGUACAUGAAUUUGUACGACUGCUUACAUCGCUAUCCCAACAUUGAAAUGUGGUUGAAGAUUUCGAUUCUUCUAGACGUUUCCCAAGGCUUGCUCCACCUUCAUUCUCAAGGUAUUGUUCACCGGGAUCUGACCACUCCAAAUGUUCUCCUCACAACGAGCUUCCACGCUAAGAUUGCUGACCUGGGCGUUUCAAAAAUCAUUCAAGUUCGUGGUACUAAACUUACCACUGCUCCUGGUAAUCCUGACUAUAUGCCCCCUGAGGCACGAACCGAAGUCCCCACCUACGGCUAUGCUCUGGAUAUAUUCUCGUUUGGUGUAAUCAUGCUCUUUGUGUUGACUCAAAAAUACCCGACGCCAUAUGAGGUUCCUUUUACAGUCACUGGCGUUCAACGAAAGGAAAUUCAGAUACAGAAACGAAUGAAAUGGAUCAGUAAACUAUCUCCAGAAGAUCCAAUGAGACAAUUAAUCUGCCGUUGUCUUCAAGAUGAUCCUUAAAGGCGACCAUUAUCUCAAGAGCUCAACUCAACUCUGAUUCGCUUUGCACAGCAGUUCCCAAAACCAUUUGUGGAUACUAUUGAAAUGCGAAGAAAAUGUAUACCCACGACUCCACCCAUACCACUUCCAAGGCAUCUCAGUCAGGGACAGCAAUGACUGUGAUUUUGUAUGAUCAGCUAGAGGUGUGCAAGAUUGUUGUUAAUUAUUUCAUAAUGUG
Halichondria panicea is the source of this 4208-nucleotide messenger RNA. RefSeq names its product aurora kinase A-like. The transcript has 10 exons. The record is from RefSeq and is a predicted model, not a curated record. Gene Ontology annotation, molecular function: protein kinase activity; ATP binding. Gene Ontology annotation, biological process: signal transduction; protein phosphorylation. Gene Ontology annotation, cellular component: cytoplasm. Bases 2186 to 3991 code for a protein of 601 amino acids. NCBI's taxonomy places the organism in Eukaryota, Metazoa, Porifera, Demospongiae, Suberitida, Halichondriidae.